GGUCCUCUGUUAUCUUUGAGAAAAGAGAGAGAGACUUGAAAUGCAGGUUGAUGACAGAUUCCUGUCUCCAGUUCUAGUUUGAACCUGAAACCUGGAGAAUGAAACUAAACCCGUUCCUUCAUCUCUCUUUAUCCGUCCUGCUCUAUAAUGGGGCAGUGGCGGAAAUACAGUAUUCGAUUGAAACAAACUGGAAUGGAAAGCCGGUCGUUCAUCCAGCAGCUAAUUUAACCCUCUCAGUCGGACCAACAAAUGACACUUUCACCAUUCAUGUUCAGGCGGCAUACUUUGGCUCACCCGAAAUUCCAGAUUGUGAGGCUGGAUACCCAUACGAUGCAUUAUACAAUUUUGAGGUGGUUGAAACGUUCUUUCUUUGCUCUGAGAGCAAUGAAUAUGUAGAACUAGAGUUUGCUCCGUGUGGGGCCCAUCUUGUCCUCCUGCUCUACCCAACUAGAAAUGCAUUAGUUGAGUAUCUACCUCUGGAAUUUACUGCUCAGAUUGACCGCCAAGCAGGAGUAUGGAUUGGAGAUGUAAUUGUACCAACAUCAUUCCUUCCUGCAGAUGUAAACAGAUUUAAUGCGUUUGCCAUUCAUUCUGGAACCCCAGAGGAACAGGUCCAACAUUGUUACACUACAUUAGCCGGCCAACACAGCGAGAAAAAUAACCUGAAUGUUUUGUGA
Eurytemora carolleeae is the source of this 677-nucleotide messenger RNA. Its product is annotated as UPF0462 protein C4orf33 homolog. The transcript is spliced from 9 exons. Bases 99 to 677 code for a protein of 192 amino acids. The record is from RefSeq and is a predicted model, not a curated record. Lineage: Eukaryota; Metazoa; Arthropoda; Copepoda; Calanoida; Temoridae.